Molecule: messenger RNA, 1483 nt
Organism: Apodemus sylvaticus (European woodmouse)
Lineage: Eukaryota; Metazoa; Chordata; Mammalia; Rodentia; Muridae
Gene: Pef1
Product: penta-EF-hand domain containing 1
Exons: 5
Coding region: 58-867 (269 amino acids)
Biological process (GO): COPII vesicle coat assembly
Molecular function (GO): calcium ion binding
Source: RefSeq, a predicted model, not a curated record
GGAGAGGUGUUGAGAGCAGGAAACUCCACCUACCAAUGGUGUGAUGUCAUAACCGCCAUGGCCAGCUAUCCAGACGGGCAGAGUUUCCCAGGAGCUGCAGGACAGGUACCUGGACCACCCCCUGGUGGCUAUUAUCCUGGACCUCCCCAUGGUGGGGGCCAGUAUGGUAGUGGUUAUGGAGCUCCUGCCCCUGGAGGACCCUAUGGAUACCCCAGUGUUGGAGGAAUCCCCUCUGGAACUCCAAGCGGACCAUAUGGUGGUGUACCUCCAGGGGAUCCCUAUGGCCAGCUACCUCCAGGGGCUCCGUAUGGGACCCAGCCUGGACCUUAUGGACAGGGUGGUGUCCCCCCCAACGUGGAUCCUGAGGCCUACUCCUGGUUCCAGUCAGUGGAUGCUGAUCACAGUGGCUAUAUCUCCCUCAAGGAGCUGAAGCAGGCCCUAGUCAACUCCAACUGGUCCUCAUUCAAUGACGAGACAUGCCUCAUGAUGAUAAACAUGUUUGACAAGACCAAGUCUGGCCGCAUUGAUGUCGUUGGCUUCUCGGCCUUGUGGAAAUUCCUCCAGCAGUGGAGGAACCUCUUUCAGCAGUAUGACCGGGACCGCUCGGGAUCCAUUAGCUCCACAGAGCUGCAGCAAGCGCUGUCGCAGAUGGGCUACAACCUGAGCCCUCAGUUCACGCAGCUCCUGGUUUCCCGGCACUGCCCGCGCUCUGCCAGCCCCUCCAUGCAGCUUGACUGCUUCAUCAAGGUGUGCACACAGCUGCAGGUGCUGACUGAGGCCUUCCGGGAAAAGGAUACCGCCGUGCAGGGCAACAUCCGGCUCAGCUUUGAGGACUUUGUCACCAUGACAGCUUCAAGGAUGCUAUGACCCAGCCUACCUAAGGGAGUAGAGCACACCAGGGGGUGUGGGCCUCUCCUUUCCUCCUCUCUUAGCAGUGUUUCCUAGCCUGACCUAGGAAGGGACAGAGCUUGACCAUCCUGGGCUCUGGAGUGGCACAGCUUUGGAGUAGGGGCCUAGAGUAGGACGGAGUUAGUGUCUGGUCAGCUGUCCUGGCCUCUGGCCUUUCCCCUCUGCUCCCUGAUCCAGUGCUAAGUGCUCACUGGCUGGCCUACCUGUCAUCCCUCUCCCAGACCACCAGGUCAGACGAACCCAGUUGCUGCACAGUGGAAUCAGACUGAGCGUGAGGGGGACUUGUUGGGAUCAGCUCCCUCAGUCCUUGUAUGUUAGCAUUCAUUUUCCUGAGGCUUUGCCUGCAUGAGAAGCUUGGACGUUCUGCCAUCUCGGCCGUAUCUGAUGAGGCACAUGACUCUAAACCUUGGCCCCCUCACUGGCCUGCCACAUUCCACUCACCUUCCCUCCCCAGGGACAUUGUCACAUCCUACUGCCAAUGUUGUUUGUAAUUUGCUUUCUUUUUUUUUUUUCCCAUUUGGGGCCAAAAGUCCAGGAAACUAAGCAUCAAUAAAAGAAAGACUCUGCAAUUCCA